Molecule: messenger RNA, 1321 nt
Organism: Ipomoea nil (Japanese morning glory)
Lineage: Eukaryota; Viridiplantae; Streptophyta; Magnoliopsida; Solanales; Convolvulaceae
Product: gibberellin 3-beta-dioxygenase 1-like
Exons: 2
Coding region: 60-1163 (367 amino acids)
Biological process (GO): gibberellin biosynthetic process; response to light stimulus
Molecular function (GO): gibberellin 3-beta-dioxygenase activity
Source: RefSeq, a predicted model, not a curated record
CUCCGCCAACUUUAAUUUUUCUCUCUUCUAUUAUCUCUUUCUCUUCUCUGCUUUCAACCAUGAACCAAGAAAUCGAUAAUAUCAUCCCCAUGGAUUUCAACAAGGCCGACCAACUUCCCGAUUCCCACACCUGGCUCGACGAUCACUCCCCGGUUAACUCUUCUUCAACCCACGAAUCUGUUCCCCUCAUCGAUCUUUACGACCCGCAAGCCGUCGACAAAAUCAAAAUGGCCUGUGAAACUUGGGGUAUUUUUCAGGUGACCAACCACGGCGUUCCCGUGGAGCUUCUUGCCCAAAUUGAGCAUCAGGCUCGCCGGUUCUUUGAGUUGGCUCCGGAGCAGAAGCUCCGGGCUGUGCGCUCGCCGGGCAGCCUCGCCGGAUACGGCACCGUCCGGAUUUCGAAGUUCUUUGACAGCCAAAUGUGGUCGGAAGGAUUCACCGUGGCGGGAUCGCCGUUGGAGCAUGCACGCCAGGUUUGGCCUCAAGAUUAUUCCGAUUUCUGCUCUGUGAUUGACGAUUACCAAGAAAAAAUGAGGGGCCUGGCUGAAAAGAUAGCUGCUUUAAUGUUUAAAUCAUUAGGCCUAUCUCCUGGUGAAGAUGUGGAAUGGUUUGAGCCCAAUGGGCUUUCCAACAGCACACAAGCAUACCUACAGAUGAAUUGGUACCCAAAAUGCCCGGACCCAACCCGCGCAAUGGGCUUGGCCCAACACACAGACACAUCCCUUGUAACUUUGCUAUACCAAACCAGCAACAUUAGAGGGCUCCAAGUGUACGGGCCUAAUCUCAAUUGGGUUGACGUUAAGCCCAUUUCUGACGCAAUCGUCGUCAACCUCGGUGACCUCAUGCAAAUCAUCUCUAAUGGACGGUUCAAAAGCGUGUUACAUCGGGCCAUUGUGAGCGAGGCCCAUAAUCGCAUCUCGGUCGGUUACUUUUUCGGCUCGAGUAAGAAUGUCGAAAUUUCGCCGUCACUUAAAUUGAUCAAAGGCAGUGAGUUUCCCAUGUAUAAGCCCAUAUCAUGGAAUGAGUAUCUUGAUAUUAAGAACAAGUACUUUAACAAGUCCUUGGAGAUGAUUGGCUUCAAUUCAGACGUUGAAAAAUCCAAUGCCCUAGCAAGUGGUGAUGAGGCACCACUCGGUAGCGAAGUGGAAGCAAUAAAAGUGUAGAAAUAAAAGUAUAAGAAAUAAAAUGACAAUAGUGUCAUUAUGUUAAUUGAGGCUUAGUUUUAGCCUCAUUUUGGUCUUUAAAAAAAAAAUUGUGUCAUUAUGAAUUAGAAUGGAUUUGUUAUAAAUAUAUUAAUAUUAAUGGUUUUUAUUAGUGUUAA